Arabidopsis thaliana (thale cress) is the source of this 402-nucleotide messenger RNA. RefSeq lists its product as uncharacterized. Lineage: Eukaryota; Viridiplantae; Streptophyta; Magnoliopsida; Brassicales; Brassicaceae. The record is from RefSeq and is marked reviewed. The transcript has 3 exons. The coding region runs from base 1 to 402 and encodes 133 amino acids.
AUGUCCUCAUCUUCUCCCGAGGAAGACGACUGUGUUGUGGCUAUCAAGUUCUUGGUACCUCAACUCAGCUUUGCAGACCCGAUGAAGGCCACUCCAAGCCACCUCAUUGGAUCAUGGGAUCUCCACAAUGCUAAACCAAAUCCCAAGUUUCAGAGGCUGCGAAAGAUCAUCAAGGGUAUUGGGAAAUUGAAAACAAAAGCUUUAAUGGUGUUCAAGCUAGACGAAGAAGCAAAUGCUGUUUACACUCAAGACAUGAGCGAUCUCUUCAUUUACCUCACAAAGUCUGACCCUUUAUGUGUCCCUACUAACUCAUGGAUACCCCUGCCUCCUAACCGAGUCUUGAUCUUGGAUGUAGACGAAAGCAGAAGGGUUAGUCUGUGUCGUACACCUUCCAAGUUGUAG